CCGUUCUUCAAUUUCCCCACAUUUAAAGUCCCCUCCUUUCCUUCCCCUUUUCAGGACCCAUCGUCGCCCCUUCAGUCAAAAUCUCUUCUUCCUCCUGUUUUCCUGCAUUCCCCACGUUAUCGUGCAGGAGUAGAAGGAAAGAGUCGUGAAGGGAAAGGAAAGAUAUGCGGAUAGAAGAGAGCGAAGGCGUCUCGGCGUCGAGGAAGCACCUCGUCUUCGCUUACUACGUCACCGGCCAUGGCUUCGGCCACGCCACUCGUGUUGUCGAGGUGGUAAGGAAUCUGAUUCUGGCUGGGCAUGACGUCCACGUGGUUACGGGUGCUCCUGAUUUUGUGUUCACUUCAGAGAUACAGUCGCCCCGGCUCUUCAUCCGCAAGGUACUUCUGGACUGCGGUGCAGUCCAAGCUGAUGCAUUGACGGUUGAUCGGCUUGCUUCCUUGGAGAAGUACUCGGAGACGGCAGUUAUACCCCGGGAAUCCAUUCUGGCAACUGAGGUAGAGUGGCUCAAUAGCAUCAAAGCUGACUUAGUGGUUUCAGAUGUUGUUCCAGUUGCUUGCCGUGCUGCAGCUGAAGCUGGCAUUCGAUCCGUUUGUGUCACCAACUUUAGUUGGGAUUUCAUAUAUGCAGAGUAUGUAAUGGCGGCUGGGAAUCAUCACCGUUCAAUAGUUUGGCAGAUUGCAGAGGACUAUUCUCAUUGCGAGUUCCUGAUCCGUCUCCCUGGAUAUUGCCCCAUGCCAGCAUUCCGUGAUGUCAUCGAUGUACCCCUAGUUGUCAGGAGGUUGCAUAAGUCCCGCAAAGAGAUAAGAAAGGAACUUGCCAUUGAAGAAGAUGUGAAGGUUGUUAUCCUUAACUUUGGUGGACAGCCGUCUGGCUGGAAGCUGAAGGAGGAGUUUUUGCCCCCUGGUUGGUUGUGCCUGGUGUGUGGUGCAUCUGACACUCAAGAGCUUCCACCAAAUUUCAUAAAACUAGCGAAAGAUGCCUACACACCUGAUGUUAUGGCAGCAUCAGACUGCAUGCUAGGAAAGAUUGGGUAUGGGACUGUUAGUGAAGCCUUGGCGUACAAAUUACCAUUUGUGUUUGUACGGAGAGAUUAUUUUAAUGAAGAGCCAUUCUUACGGAAUAUGCUUGAGUAUUAUCAAGGUGGUGUCGAGAUGAUUCGAAGAGAUUUACUAACUGGGCACUGGAAACCUUACCUUGAACGUGCAAUCAGCUUAAAACCAUGUUAUGAGGGUGGGAUUAAUGGUGGUGAGGUCGCAGCUCAUAUUAUACAAGAGACAGCUAUUGGGAAGAACUAUGCCUCGGAUAAGUUGAGUGGCGCAAGAAGAUUACGGGAUGCAAUAGUUCUAGGAUAUCAACUACAAAGGGCCCCUGGAAGGGAUAUACUCGUCCCAGAAUGGUAUGCAAAUGCUGCAAAUGAACUUAGUAAGUCUACAGGGUCAUCAACUGUGUCAGCAGCUGAGGGUGGACACCUAAUGAGCUCAUAUAUAGAAGAUUUUGAAAUUCUUCAUGGUGACCUUCAAGGCCUGCCAGAUACAAUGAGCUUCUUGAAGAGCAUGGCAGAGCUAGAUGCUAUAAAUGAAUAUGAAAAGAAUUCAGAGAAGCGUCAAAUGCGGGAGCGUAAAGCUGCUGCAGGACUUUUCAAUUGGGAGGAAGAUAUCUAUGUGGCUAGAGCGCCCGGUAGGUUGGAUGUGAUGGGAGGCAUAGCUGACUAUUCAGGAAGCCUUGUAUUACAGUUGCCUACAAGAGAAGCUUGUCAUGUUGCCGUGCAGAGGAAUGAUCCUAACAAACAUAAGCUCUGGAAACAUGCCCAGGAAAGGCAAAAUACAAAGGGCCAACAACCUACCCCUGUUCUUCAGAUUGUGUCUUAUGGGUCUGAGUUAAGCAAUCGUGGCCCGACUUUUGACAUGGAUUUAUCUGAUUUCAUUGAAGAUGGGCAGCCAAUACCAUAUGAGAAGGCAAAGAAAUACUUUGCUCAAGAUCCAUCACAAAAGUGGGCAGCAUAUGUUGCAGGGACCAUUUUGGUUUUGAUGAAAGAACUAGGUGUGCGAUUUGAAGAUAGCAUCAGCAUGCUGGUUUCUUCUGCUGUCCCUGAAGGCAAAGGUGUGUCUUCUUCAGCCUCUGUGGAAGUCGCAAGCAUGUCUGCUAUUGCUGCUGCUCAUGGAUUGAGCAUCAGCCCAAGAGAUAUUGCGUUGCUCAGCCAAAAGGUGGAGAACCACAUCGUUGGAGCCCCUUGUGGUGUAAUGGAUCAGAUGACUUCAGCAUGUGGUGAAGCUAACAAGCUUCUGGCUAUGGUUUGCCAGCCUGCUGAGGUAAUUGGGCUAGUUGAAAUCCCUAACCAUAUUCGUUUCUGGGGCAUUGAUUCCGGGAUACGUCACAGUGUUGGUGGUGCGGACUAUGGAUCUGUGAGAAUUGGAGCCUUCAUGGGUCGGAAGAUCAUAAAAUCCUUAGCAUCUGACGUGGUGUCUAAAUCAUCUGACUUCAGUAAUGGUUUCGUCCAUGAUGAACUGGAAGAUGAUGGUGUGGCACUACUAGAAGCUGAAGCAUCAUUAGAUUACUUGUGCAACUUGGCACCACACAGAUAUGAAGCCCUAUAUGCAAAGAUGCUUCCUGAGACACUGCUGGGUCAGGAAUUCCUGAAUAGGUACAUUGAUCACAGCGAUCCCGUUACAUCGAUUGAUACAAACCGGAAAUAUGUGGUUAGAGCGCCGGCUAAACAUCCCAUCUAUGAGAAUUUCCGAGUGAAGAACUUCAAAGCAUUGCUUACUUCUACAACGUCGGAUGAUCAACUCACAGCUCUAGGAGAAUUACUGUAUCAGUGUCAUUACAGCUACAGUGCGUGCGGGCUAGGCACAGACGGAACAGAUAGGCUUGUAAGGAUGGUCCAGGAAAUGCAGCAUAGUUCCAAGUCGAAAUCUGAAGGUGGGACGUUAUACGGAGCCAAAAUAACCGGUGGAGGCUCUGGUGGCACUGUUUGUGUUAUUGGUAGGAACUCCUUGUGCAGCAGCCAACAAAUUCUAGAGGUUCAGCAGAAGUACAAAGUAGCAACUGGGUAUUUGCCAUUUAUCUUUGAGGGGUCUUCUCCUGGAGCUGGGAAGUUUGGAUACUUGAGAAUUCGUCGACGGUAGCCCACCACCUUUCCCACUGAUCACCUGUUUAUGUCAGCUGCUCCUUAUAGUUAGCUGCCUUCAGACUUCAGUCACUCUCGCAACUUCUUCACACACGAUGACCUCGAAAUGACAUUCUGGUCAAUAGAUAUAGCAUAGUUCAGCUAAGUUAGUUUCGAAAAUAAGAUUACUGGGCAGCAAUUAAGCCGUGUGUUAGAGUAUUCAUUAAAUUGAGAAGGAUGAACAAAACAAACCCUUGUUGUACAAGUUUUUGCUUUUAAUGUUAAAACGUGUUUGGCCUUGGUCGAUCAGGGGUAUUCUUUUUCUUUUUAUAUAUAAAAGCUGGGUACGCUUUUUGUCCGUUACUGUAUCACUUUUCGUCGUUUAGCGGGUUUCAAAAGCUUUCACUGAACGACUUCCCAUUCACCUCUUCGCCCACCUACGGACUUCUGCCUUCCCCAAAUCCAGCGAGCGGCCAUUCCUCCCCUCACCGUCCGUACCUGCAGAUCUGCAGCUUCCUCACCUCCAGCGCCCUGAUGUUGCCCAUUCUAGCUGCCGCCCUUGCCGGACGUACGCCAACUGUUGCAGACAUCGUUCCACUGCAACCUCAAAAGACAAACAGCAAAAUUCUCCUGACAUUUUCCAGCAACACAGGCUAAAGCUGAAGAUAACAGCAGACAUACAAAAAUCUCUUAACGGUUGGCUUUGGCAACUCUCUCAAUCUCGUCCUUCUUCUUGAUAGCAUAGCUGUUCGAGGAUCCCUUUGCAGCAUUGAUGAGUUCAUCGGCCAAGCAUUCAGCGAUAGUCUUGAUGUUACGGAAAGCAGACUCCCUAGCUCCAGUGGUCAGGAGGUACAGGGCCUGGUUGACACGCCUGAGGGGAGAAAUAUCGACGGCCUGACGCCUCACAACACCAGCCGAACCGAUUCUAGUUGCAUCUUCACGAGGACCGACCUGUUGACCACAGCAUCAACGAUGAUUUGGAUUGGGUUUGCAUCAGUUAGGAGAUGGAUGAUCUCCAUGGCGUGCUUCACGAUCCUGACAGCCAUCAGCUUCUUACCAUUGUUUCUCCCGUGCAUCAUAAGAGAGUUGGUAAGCCUCUCAAUGAUCGGGCACUGAGCCUUCCUGAAUCGCUUGGCCGAGUACCUCCCAGCUGUGUGGGGGACGAAAGUUGCGUGCUUGGCCGCUUGGACACCGAUGUAAUCGGACAGGGAAAUGUCGUUGAUCUUAAACCAUUCCAAAUCACAAAACAAAACAUACAAAACCCUAAUUAGCCUGAGAGCAGAAUCAAGACCCUCCAAGCAUAAUCAAGAGCUCAGUCGCAUUAAUAUAACUAAGCAGCGAAAAUCGUACGCAUGAACAUCGACGGUUUGAUUCUAAGACUCGAGGAAAGACGAUAACGAAGCUAAAAAUGAAUGAGAACGAACAUGAAUGUCAUCGAACACCCAGCGAUUGAACAAUUUGACGUCCAUGGGACCAGUAACUGACGCCGGAGCUGGAGCUGGAGCUGGAGCAGGAACUGGAACUUGGGCCUCUACUUCCAUGGCUGCACUUGCCGGAGAAGAGAGAAAGCGGUGCAGUGAUGAAAUUAUGCGCUUAGGGAAACUCCGGAACUGGACAGCUACUUGCGCAGAAGAGGAUGGAAGGUCGUAACCCUAAUUCCAAAUUUAUUCGGCCACGAAGC
Messenger RNA from Linum tenue, 4787 nucleotides. The record is from the annotation of a GenBank genome assembly. Lineage: Eukaryota; Viridiplantae; Streptophyta; Magnoliopsida; Malpighiales; Linaceae.